AUGAUUUUGCAGUUCAACUGGGACCGCCUGGACGUCAUGGCGGCCGAGGCGAUUCGAGCGCUGGUGAAUGCCAAAUUGGAGGAGGAGCUUCGGCGUCGUGCCGCCUUCUCAGGGGGUGUUGACGCACCUGCUGUCGGUGGCUCCACUCGGGCAGAAUCUCUUUGCGUCACGGGUAUUGAGUGGGGCAUUGCACCGCCAUUCAUUGAGAUUCUGGAGCUUGACGACGCGCAGGACCUCAGUAGGGCGAACUUCACCCCGCAUGACACCAUUCAUAGUCGCCAGGAAGCGGCGUCGCACUGCAAUCUAUUCCGUCUCUCGUCCUCUGUUUCCUCCCAGUACGGAGGUGAACACGGAAGUGAGGUUGACUCCUCGCCGGGUGGAUGUCCCUCGGCGUCCGUAACGAAGCGAAUGCCUGGAGCAUGGAUGGGUAGCAGCAUUCCACAGUCCGGCUCGCCCGUCGUUCCGUCCAAAGAUACUCUUGCCCCCUUUGUUGGUUUGGGAGGACUUUAUAUUUUGUUGCAUGUCACAUAUGGUGGACAAAUGCGGUUGUCCGUGUCAUGUGUGUUGCGUCACGACAUACCCCUUGGCUCUAUUAGUCUUCCUGUACGCAUGCCACUAACUCUCCUUGUGUCAAAGAUGGAUAUGGACUUUUAUUUAUCUAUCAACCUUCAUCAGAACAAGUGCCGUGUCUGGAUGGAGCCAGGGAAGCUAUCAACCUCCCCUAUAACUAGAAUGAACAUUAAGGCCGUGUUUGGCGAGCGGCGAACAUACUCGUCACAAUUACUGGAUAACUGGACUGGAAUUCCACCUGUCUGCGAGGAUGCAGACACAUCCGACGCGUGGACGCAUGUGGCAAGUAGUCACCUUGGCUCAGAGGAGGAAGAUGAUGCAGUUUUCACGGAGGAAAAUGUCAUCUCGCGAUUUGUUUUGAGUGAAAUUCGUGCGAUUCUUCAAGAAAAGAUUAUUUAUCCCCAUUUUGUAGAGGUUCCGCUGUUUCUAUGA
Messenger RNA from Trypanosoma cruzi, 1002 nucleotides. RefSeq lists its product as uncharacterized. The record is from RefSeq and is a predicted model, not a curated record. The coding region runs from base 1 to 1002 and encodes 333 amino acids. NCBI's taxonomy places the organism in Eukaryota, Euglenozoa, Kinetoplastea, Trypanosomatida, Trypanosomatidae. The transcript has a single exon. Gene Ontology annotation, molecular function: lipid binding.